CCUUUCUGCGGAGUUUCUUCAGAGCAGCCCAGCUUCUGCCCCGACUUCCAGCAGAGCACCCGAGGCGGUCCAAGGAUGCGUGCAGCUGGUGGCGGGAUUUUCAAUGACCAACUUCUUCCCCGCCAGCGUCCUUUCUGUGGCAUUGCUUGUGGGUGGCACUAAAGCCUCCGGGUCUCACGCGCAGCUUUUAGAGGUGCUGGGACAAUCCUCGGCGGCUGUCUGCUUUGCCCUGGUGAGGCGCUGUAGGGGCCGGCUCUGGUCUGGAGGAGAAGGCGGGCGUGCUCCUGCAGCCUCCUGGAGAAGGAUUACAUAGUCUGAAGUAUUUUGAUAUAGCCCUGCCGCCGCCUCAGCAGCCAUGGGACUGCAGCCUUUGGAGUUCAGCGAUUGCUACUUGGACAGUCCUUGGUUCCGUGAAAGGAUACGAGCUCAUGAAGCGGAGCUGGAGAAAACCAACAAGUUCAUCAAAGAGCUGCUCAAGGAUGGCAAGACCCUUAUCGCCGCGACCAAGAAUCUUUCAGCUGCCCAAAGAAAGUUUGCUCGUUCACUGAGAGAUUUUAGGUUUGAAUGUAUUGGUGAUGCAGAAACAGAUGAUGAAAGAUGCAUAGAUGCAGCCCUUCAUGAAUUCUCUAACUUUCUGAAAAGUUUAGAAGAACAAAGAGAAAUAAUGGCUCUAAGUGUAACUGAAACUCUCAUCAAGCCUCUGGAAAAAUUCAGAAAAGAACAACUUGGAGCAGUAAAGGAAGAAAAAAAGAAGUUUGAUAAAGAAACCGAAAAGAACUACAGUUUACUGGAGAAACAUUUAAAUGUGUCAGCUAAGAAGAAAGAAACACAACUGUUGGAGGCAGACAUCCAAAUAGAGCAAAACAGAAAACAUUUCUAUGAGCUGUUACUUGAAUAUGUGUGUAAACUGCAAGAGAUACAAGAACGAAAGAAAUUUGAGUUUGUAGAACCUGUCCUGUCAUUUUUUCAGGGCAUGUUCACUUUCUACCAUCAAGGCUAUGAACUUGCCAAAGACUUUAACCAUUACAAAAUGGCUCUGCAGAUCAAUAUCCAGAAUACAAGAAAUCGUUUUGAGGGAACAAGAUCAGAAGUGGAAGACCUCAUGAACAAAAUCAAGCAAAAUCCCAAGAAACAUAAGAGAGCAAAUCAAUUUGCAAUGGAAGGCUAUCUUUAUGUGCAAGAAAAAAGACCUGCACCAUUUGGUUCCAGCUGGAUAAAACAUUAUUGCAUGUAUAAGAAAGAGUCAAAGAAAUUUACUAUGUUACCAUUUGAGCACAGAUCAGGAGGAAAAAGUGGUGAAUUGGAAGUCUUUCUCCUUCAGAACUGUACCAAAAGGAAUACUGAUUCUAUAGAUAGGCGAUUUUGUUUUGAUAUGGAAGCAGUAGAGAGACCUGGUAUGCCUAUGACCCUGCAAGCAUUCUCAGAAGAAGACAGGAACACGUGGUUUGAAGCCUUAGAUGGGAAGGAAACUGUGUUUCUCACUUUGAACAAGACUAGUACAAAAAAAGAAGGAAGUACACAACUAGAUAAGUUUGGGCUCACAAUUCUCAGAAAAUGCAUUGGUGCUAUUGAAAGAAGAGGUAUAAAUGAUCAAGGAUUAUAUAGGAUUGUAGGGGUGAGUUCAAAAGUCCAGAGACUUCUGAAUUUGUUGAUGGAUGCAAAAACAUGUGAUGAAAUUGAUUUGGAAGGUAAUACAGAAUGGGAGGUGAAGACAAUAACAAGUACAGUGAAACAGUACUUAAGAAGCCUUCCAGAGCCCUUAAUGACGUAUGAGUUACACGGAGAGUUCAUCAUUCCUGCUAAAAGUGGUAGCCCUGAGUCCCGUGUUAAAGUUAUCCACUCCUUGGUUCAUAAACUUCCAGAAAAGAACAAAGAAAUGCUUGAUAUUGUUGUGAAACACUUAGCAAAUGUUUCCGAUCAUGCUAAGAAAAAUCUUAUGACUGUGGCAAAUUUAGGAGUUGUAUUUGGACCAACAUUAAUGAGGCCACAGGAAGAAACUGUGGCUGCUCUUAUGGAUCUGAAAUUUCAGAACAUUGUGGUGGAGAUCUUAAUUGAAAACCAUGAAAAGAUUUUCCACACUCUGCCUGAUGCUUGUUUCCCUGAGCCAGCCCCUGUGUCUGUCUCUCCUCCAAACGCCCCACCACGACAAUCAAGACGACAGGGGCAACGUAGUAAGAGGCCUGUUGCUGUAUAUAAUCUCUGCCUGGAGCUGGAUGACAGUGACAACCUUAGCCCUCCCAAAGAAUGCACACGCUCAGGUAGCAUGGAUUCCCUGUCUUCUCAGUCUCCCACAACUGCUGCUCCUACCAGCCCUCAAGACACAGAGAAAAAUAAUCUGAUAACUGACAGUGGCAAUCAAUCCAGUGAGAUUCAUUCAUCAAUGGUUUCCUGGAUAAAUCUAAAGUCACCCAUAGCACAAAGUCCAGUCACAACAAACCCAUCAUUUUCAUUUCCUUCCCCUGCUACAGACACCGACAGAUCAGUUGGAAGUAUUGUCAAUAGAAAAGCCAAAGCAGUGUAUCCAUGUGAAGCAGAGCAUAGUUCUGAACUAUCUUUUCAAACUGGGGCAGUUUUUGAAGAUGUGCAUUUUUCACGAGAACCUGGCUGGUUAGAAGGAACUCUAAAUGGGAAGAGAGGACUCAUUCCACAAAACUACGUCCAGUUUCUUUAGUUCUCUUCUGAAUGCUUGGAAGGUGUACAUGGUAUCCAUGGAUAUAGAUAGACAGACAUUGUAUAUUGCUUUUCUUAGCUUCAGAUACUUUUAAUCAGUAAGAAUUUGAGAUUAAAAUCUUAAUCUGUAUAAAGAUUUAAUAAUAGGAACAAUGCAGUUGCAUGUAAUUUUAUAUGGAGUAGGAAGGAGAGAGAGAGAAGGCAAUUUAAUUUUUUAAAUAAUACUUUGUAAAGACUAAGAGUUAUACAUAAGUUUGCAUGUUUGUGUUUGUAAGAACUUGAAUCAAAGACCUGUUUAAGUUGUUAGCCAAAUACCAGUUAAAGAAAAUCAUAAAAAUGUUUACUUUGCUUUUGUAUUUUCAAAUUUGAGAGGUAUAAAACUUUAGAAAGUGGACUUGAAAAACAUCUUUGCAAAUACUACAGACCAAAACUGUUAGAAAAGGUCAUUCAUAUGGGCAAUUCAUUGUGAAGGUUAUAGUUGAUCUAAAACGGUAAAAUUCUUCAAGUUGAGCUCAAGUCCAAAUGACUUCAUGAAUACAGCCAUGUAACUUACUUAGCAGCAGUAUGGAAGUGGUUUGCUGUUGCCUUAUGGGCUUUCCUUUUUUAUUUCCUUCUGUAAUCUACAGUCCUGGUAGCCUCUGGAGGACCCUCAUCCAAAUACUAACCAGGCUGGACUCGCUGUAUUAAUUGUGAAUAUCCCUUAGUCUGAAAAUGAAUAAAUCAGAUGGAAAAAGCGAUGAACUUAAAUCUACAGAAGGGAUAAAUCAAAUGUAAUCUUCAAAUGUCCAAAAUAUGAAAAUAAAUCUAUAUAAAUUAUGUAGCUUCACGUAAAUGUAUAUAUGCUGUUGCCUGCAAAAGCUUAGGCAACCCUGCAUGUUUCAGUUAAUAGCUAAGCGUACAAAAGUUGAUAUAAAUUCUACAGGAUACAAAGUUAAGCAAGAAUCUUACUGCAGAUUUGAAUGCAUGCUUAAUAUAUAUGUACAACUGUUUACAAAUUUAAAGAAGAUGAAAACUGAAUAUUGUAGGUGCAGAAGUUUGGACACUCUUUCAGUCAGUACUUUGUAACAGCUCCUUCAACAGAAAAAACAGGUUCCGGGUGUAGCCAUCUUUAAUUUUUUCUCUUCUUGCUUUUGAAACUUUUACUACUCUUCCUUGUAGAAUUCAGAAAUUUUCUUAGCGCUUCUUGCAUGCAUUGCAUGUUUGAGAACUCCCCACAGAUUUUCAGUUAUAAUUAAGUCUGGUGGAUGUGAAUGUGAACAUACUGUACUCAGGGAACCAUUAUCUUUCAUUCUAAUAAGUGCUUUAUAGUCAGUUUGAGGGUAUGUGUCAGAUUAUUGUAUUACUGAAAUAUCCAACCUAAACUUAGUUUCAUUUUCUUCCAUGACUGGAUAUUAUCUUCUAGGUUAUGUUGAUGGUUAGUUGAAAGUUAUGUCCUGCAAUAUUCACUGUUUUUUUAUUUUGAAUAUCUAUGUAAACAACUGCAUACAAAUAGUAAGUGUGCAUUCAAAUUUGCAGAACUAUGUCAUGUAUAACUUUGUACCAUGCAGAGAUUGGGUCAGCUUCUGUUCACUUAGCUUUCAUUGAAAUAUAAUUUAACCAGGAAUGCCAAAUUUUUUGUCUGAUCCCCUAAGAAACACUGAUUAAAAUUAAAUGUAAACUGUAAGAAUC
Messenger RNA from Candoia aspera, 4338 nucleotides. RefSeq names its product Rho GTPase activating protein 10 (gene ARHGAP10). The record is from RefSeq and is a predicted model, not a curated record. Gene Ontology annotation, biological process: cytoskeleton organization; signal transduction; negative regulation of apoptotic process. Lineage: Eukaryota; Metazoa; Chordata; Lepidosauria; Squamata; Candoiidae. The transcript is spliced from 23 exons. Gene Ontology annotation, molecular function: protein binding; GTPase activator activity. The coding region runs from base 356 to 2671 and encodes 771 amino acids. Gene Ontology annotation, cellular component: cytosol; cytoplasm.